Molecule: messenger RNA, 1086 nt
Organism: Vicia villosa (hairy vetch)
Lineage: Eukaryota; Viridiplantae; Streptophyta; Magnoliopsida; Fabales; Fabaceae
Exons: 2
Coding region: 1-1086 (361 amino acids)
Source: RefSeq, a predicted model, not a curated record
AUGGCUCCACCACUGAAGACUGGCAAGCGCAAUUACUCUUAUUCUUUUGUGAAUCCUAAUCUGAAGUCUGUUGAGUGUUUGGCAAAGAAGAUCACACCGGAUGAGUCAACCAAUUUCCGAGAAAAAUAUGGGUACAUUCUGAGCCUCCUCAAGAUGCCAUUCACCAAGGAUGAGCAAGAGGGAGUUCACACUUUGCUUCAGUUCUAUCAUCCUUCCCUCCGUUGUUUCGCAUUCACUGAUUAUCUUUUGGCUCCUACCUUGGAAGAGUAUUCGUCAUUCCUUGGCAUUCCUGUUGGGAAAGAGGUACCUUAUUAUAGCGCCAUGAAGGCCCCUGAUUCCAUUGAAAUUGCUAAGGCUCUUUAUUUGAGCAAGUCAGUCGUGGAGGCAAGUCUCACCAAGAAAGGAGGUUGUCAUGGUUUUCGUAUGGAGUUCCUGGUUAAAAGAGGUUGUGAUGCUGCUGAAGCCAAAGAAUGGGACACUUUUAGAGCUAUUCUGGCUCUAAGUAUCUAUGGUAUUGUGAUGUUCGCAAAUGUACCUGACUUUGUUGAUAUGAAUGCCAUCCACAUAUUCAUUCUGCAGAACCCCAUUCCUACGCUUCUGGGGGAUGUUUAUCAUUCCGUUCAUCAUCGUAAUGAGCAGAAAGGAGGUUUGGUUAGAUUCUGUGCUCCGCUGCUAUACCGUUGGUUCAGAUCACAUUUGCCGGAACGUGGAGCUUUUGUUGAUAGUAGGUACACAUCCAGAUGGGCUGAUAGAAUUAUGGGGCUUAGAGCUAAGGACAUUGUCUGGUACAACCGAUCCUUGGACCAUAUGGAAGUUGUUAUGAGUUGUGGGAAGUUCAAGAAUGUGCCUCUCAUGGGCAUCAGAGGUGGGAUCAACUAUAAUCCUAUCCUGGCUAGAAGAACAUAUGGAUACGCUUUCAUUAGUCCUCCUGAACAAGCAGAGAUUGCUGAGAAUAUUUACUAUCAUUCAGCCACCAAUGUUGGGCAAAUGGCAGAAGCUGCGCAAGCCUGGAAGAGUAUUUGCUGGAGAGAUAAGAAGCAUUUUGGUCAAAGAGACUACUGUGGAGCAGAAUCGGAAAUUGACUGA